Messenger RNA from Prionailurus viverrinus (fishing cat), 2320 nucleotides. It is a transcript of the gene TRIM47, whose product is annotated as tripartite motif containing 47. Gene Ontology annotation, molecular function: zinc ion binding. The record is from RefSeq and is a predicted model, not a curated record. The coding region runs from base 61 to 1998 and encodes 645 amino acids. NCBI's taxonomy places the organism in Eukaryota, Metazoa, Chordata, Mammalia, Carnivora, Felidae. The transcript is spliced from 6 exons.
ACCGGCCGGGUCCCUCCCACGCGGGAGCAGAACAGGCGGUGCCCGGGCGGCCGCGGAGCUAUGGACGGCAGCGGGCCCUUCAGCUGCCCCAUCUGCCUGGAGCCGCUCCGGGAGCCGGUGACGCUGCCCUGCGGCCACAACUUCUGCCUCGCCUGCCUGGGCGCGCUCUGGCCGCACCGCGGCGCGGGUGGCGCCGGCGGGCCCGGAGGCGCGGCCCGCUGCCCGCUGUGCCAGGAGCCCUUCCCCGACGGCCUGCAGCUCCGCAAGAACCACACGCUGUCCGAGCUGCUGCAGCUCCGCCAGGGCUCGGGCUCCGCGCCCGGGCCCGGCUCCGGCCCGGCCCCGGCCUCGGCCUCGGCCCCGGAGCCCGCGUCGCCCAGCGCCCCGCCCAGCGCCCCGGAGCCUUCGGCUCCCUGCGCGCCCGAGCCCUGGCCCGGGGGCGAAGAGCCGGUGCGCUGCGACGCGUGCCCCGAGGGCGCCGCCCUGCCUGCCGCGCUCUCCUGCCUCUCCUGCCUCGCCUCCUUCUGCCCGGCGCACUUGGGCCCGCACGAGCGCAGCCCCGCGCUGCGCGGACACCGCCUAGUGCCGCCGCUUCGCCGGCUGGAGGAGAGCCUGUGCCCGCGCCACCUGCGGCCGCUCGAGCGCUACUGCCGCGCGGAGCGCAUGUGCCUGUGCGAGGCCUGCGCCGCCCAGGAGCAUCAGGGCCACGAGCUCGUGCCGCUGGAGCAGGAGCGCGCGCUCCAGGAGGCCGAGCAGUCCAAAGUCCUGAGUGCUGUGGAGGACCGCAUGGAUGAGCUGGGCGCCUGCAUUGCACAGUCCCGGCGCACGGUGGCCCUCAUCAAGAGCGCCGCCGCAGCAGAGCGGGAGAGGGUGAGCCGGCUGUUCGCCGAGGCUGCAGCCAUCCUGCAGGGGUUCCAGACGGAGGUGCUGGGCUUCAUCGAGGAGGGCGAGGCCACCAUGCUGGGCCGCUCCCAGGGGGACCUGCGGCGGCAGGAGGAACAGCGCAGCAGGCUCAGCCGGGCCCGCCACAACCUCAGUCAGGUCCCUGAAGCCGACUCAGUCAGCUUCCUGCAGGAGCUCCUGGCACUCAGGCUGGCCCUGGAGGAGGGGUGCGGCCCUGGGCCCGGCCCCCCGAGGGAGCUCAGCUUCACCAGAUCAUCCCAAGCCGUGCGGGCGGUGAGAGAGCUGCUAACGGCCACCUGUGCCAGCCAGUGGGAGCAGCUGCGGGGGCUGGGCACAGAAGCUGGGGAGAACUCCUCCCCCACUGUCUCCUCUUCUGCAGCUGAUGCUGAGUCCCAAGACCCCGAUAGCACCAACCACUUGGAAAGUGAGGCUCCCAGGGACUACUUCCUCAAGUUUGCCUACAUCGUGGACCUGGACAGCGACACGGCAGACAAGUACCUGCAGCUGUUUGGAACCAAAGGUGUAAAGAGGGUUCUGUGUCCCAUCAACUACCCCGAGUCACCCACUCGCUUCACCCACUGCGAGCAGGUGCUGGGUGAGGGUGCCCUGGACCGGGGCACCUACUAUUGGGAGGUAGAGAUCAUUGAAGGCUGGGUCAGCGUGGGGGUCAUGGCCGAAGACUUCUCCCCACAAGAGCCCUAUGACCGGGGCCGGCUCGGCCGCAAUGCCCACUCCUGCUGCCUGCAGUGGAACGGACGCAGCUUCUCCGUCUGGUUCCACGGGCUGGAGGCGCCCCUGCCCCACCCGUUCUCGCCCACCGUCGGGAUCUGCCUAGAAUAUGCCGACCGAGCCCUGGCCUUCUAUGCUGUGCGGGAUGGCAAGAUGAACCUUCUUCGGAGGUUGAAGGCCUCCCGGGCCCGCCGGAGCAGCUCCCUGUCCUCCUCCAUUGACCCCUUCCAAAGCCGCCUGGACAGCCAUUUUGCAGGGCUCUUCACUCGCAGGCUAAAGCCUGCCUUCUUCCUGGAGAGUGUGGACGCCCAUCUGCAGAUGGGGCCCCUGAAGAAAUCCUGCAUAUCUGUGCUGAAGAGGAGGUGAUGCAGGGGGGCAUGGGGCCUCCUGCCGUGUCCCAGCUCCUGGGAAGCUUGCUUCUCUGCACCCCCAUCUUGCCCCAGUGAACGCACCUUGGGGUCCCCCACAUCCCCAGGCUUCUCCUCCCUGGAGGCCUCACCUUCCGUAUACUUGGCCUUCCCCCCAGGCCCCUGGAAGUGCCCUCAGACCCUGUCUCCCUAUGGGCCUUGUUUCUGGGACAGAAAGCCAGAGCUGGGACAGAUCCAGGCCACCCCAACCCUUCUUUUUCCACGUUCCUAGGACAGUGCCUGGCACAUAAUAGGUGCUGAAUAAACAUGUGUUGAAUGAA